Arabis nemorensis is the source of this 1626-nucleotide messenger RNA. The record is from the annotation of a GenBank genome assembly. Lineage: Eukaryota; Viridiplantae; Streptophyta; Magnoliopsida; Brassicales; Brassicaceae.
AUGAGAGAUUCUUGUCAUCAAGAGAAUGUUCAAAUCUGCGCUCUUACGGUAGACUUCAAAGAGUUAGCAGGACCCACUGAAAGUGUCUCCAUCUUCAUACUUUGUAGAUAUCUCAAACACUCUAAGCUUGACCCGGCUUCUACAAUUUCCAUUGACCCUUUAGCAUCAGAACAGUUUCAAAGUUGCUUGUCGACAAAUCACUCCAAUUCAAUCUUCAAAAACCCUAAAAAUCUCACCAACAACACACCAGAUUCCCUAAUCUACACCGACUUUUCUCAUUCUUCAUCUACAGAUUCUAGUUUCCUCAACUUGAAUUUCACCACCCUGAAGCCGAUUCUGAUCGUCAAACCGAAAUUAGAAUCCGAAAUCAAAAGAUCAAUACUUUGCAGCAGGAAACUUGGUGUGCAAGUAAGAACCAAGAGUGGUGGUCAUGACUACGAAGGUCUAUCUUACCUCUCACAGUCACCUUUCAUAAUCAUCGACCUCAUUAACCUCAGAUCGAUCAACAUCAACCUCACUGACGAAACUGCGUGGAUCCAAUCCGGCGCAACAAUAGGCGAACUCUAUUACAAGAUCGCGAAAAUCAGCAAGAUCCAUGGAUUCCCGGCAGGAACAUGUCCAAGUGUUGGAGUUGGUGGACAUUUUAGCGGCGGAGGAUUCGGUACACUUAUGAGAAGACAUGGUUUAGCAGCUGAUAACGUCGUGGACGCCCGUUUGAUGGACGCAAACGGGGUAAUUCGGGACCGAAUAGCGAUGGGAGAAGAUGUAUUUUGGGCGCUUAGAGGAGGUGGAGCCGCAAGUUUUGGCGUUGUAUUGUCAUGGAAGGUUAAACUUGUUAGGGCUCCUGAAAAGGUAACUUGUUUCCUAAGUCAACAUACAAUGAAACCUGAGAUGACCAAACUUGUUCAUAGAUGGCAAUACGUAGGAUCAGAGGUGGACGAAGAUUUAUUCAUCAGAGUCAUAAUUGACAAUACUCAGGAAGGGAAUCCAAGAAGAGUGAAAUCUACAUUUCAAGCUCUGUUUCUUGGAGGAAUCGAUAGACUGAUUCCUCUAAUGAACCAAAAGUUUCCGGAACUCGGAUUACGAUCUGAAGACUGCAAGGAAAUGAGCUGGAUCGAAUCGGUAAUGUUCUUUAAUUGGAAAUUAGGACAACCGUUAGAGAGUUUGCUCGAUAGACAACAGAGAUACGAAGAUCUUUACUACAAAGCAAAAUCAGAUUUUGUACAAACACCACUUCCUGAAAACGUUUUCGAAGAGAUCUCCAAGAGGUUUCUUGAGAAAGAAACUCCAUUGAUGAUCUUAGAGCCAUUAGAUGGGAAAAUGAGUGAGAUUUCAGAAACAGAAUCACCAUUUCCACAUAGGAAAGGGAAUCUGUACAAUAUACAGUAUAUGGUGAAAUGGAAAGUGAACGAAGUCGAGGAGAUGAAUAAGAAUGUUAGGUGGAUGAGAUCGCUUUACGAUUACAUGAGUCCGUAUGGUUCUGCAUCGCCGAGAGGAGGUUAUUUGAACUACAGAGAUCUUGAUUUAGGCACAAACAAAGGGAUCAACACGAGUUUCGAAGAUACGAGGAAAUGGGGUGAGAGAUAUUUCAAAGGUAAUUUCAAGAGAUUAAUUAGGUUUGGUUAA